AUGUCCAUCCGCGGGCAGUUCAACACGAAGAACCCUACUAUCAAGCGGAUAUUAAAGGAAGCCUCGGAGCUUUCUGUCUCCCCCUCUCCAGACUACCACGCCGAACCGCUAGAGGACAACAUUUUCGAAUGGCACUUCACUAUCAAAGGCCCAGAGUCUCCGUCCGCAUAUGCUGGCGGCAUUUACCACGGUCGCAUAAUACUGCCACCCCAGUACCCUCUGCGACCACCAAACUUCCGAUUUCUCACGCCUACGGGUCGAUUUGAAGUAAAUCGCGAAAUAUGCCUGAGCAUCUCUGGGCAUCACGAAGAGACUUGGCAGCCCGCAUGGGGUGUAAGGACGGCCCUGGUGGCAAUCAGAAGCUUCAUGGAUACGGAUGCAAAGGGACAACUAGGUGGCAUCGAGUGCAGUAAGGAUGCGAGGGAGAGAAUGGCGAAGGAUAGCAGCAAGUGGACCUGUGCUGGGUGUGGGAAGAGUAAUGCUGAGAUUAUGAAAGAGAGAGAGGAGGCUGCGCAAGAGAUCGAGGAAAAGGACGGCAAGAGGAAAGAAGAGGAAGUACCUGAGGAGCUAAGGCUCGCAUACCGCGAUGAACUGGGUCAGACGGAGAAUGCCGAAAUCGAGAAUGUGGACAAGGGGAAGGGCAAAGCUAUUGAUACUGAGUUGCAUCAGGAACCUUCCAAGCAACAUACAGCACAUGUUGUGCCAACGACUACAGUGCCAGUAGCAGUAGCACCAGCAUCUCUUGCGCCGAAGCCAAGGCCCACAAGGACUGUACCAGCACCUCCCCUGCAACGAACGGUCCAGCAGAGCCCUGACCGAUCAUUGGCCUGGAUCGAUACGUGUAUCUGGGGCGUCGUUGCGAUGCUGCUAUUCAUGGUCGUCAAGAAGUUUGACAUCUUAUGA
Boeremia exigua is the source of this 903-nucleotide messenger RNA. RefSeq names its product ubiquitin-conjugating enzyme/RWD-like protein. The record is from RefSeq and is a predicted model, not a curated record. Lineage: Eukaryota; Fungi; Ascomycota; Dothideomycetes; Pleosporales; Didymellaceae. Bases 1 to 903 code for a protein of 300 amino acids. The transcript has 2 exons.